GCGAGAAAGUGCGUCAUUGGGUUCAAGUGAGGCGCAAAAGGUCCGGACUUUACGCACAAUCGAAGAGGAGACUUCGGCAGAGAGGAUGAAACUGGAGGUGCUUUGUGGAAGCCACUUUGACAUGAAGCACUUGGAGAUGUCCAGUGAUGCAGAGGGGAGCGUGCGCUCUCCUCUUUCCGCUGAGGAGGAGCUGGGGUCGGAUGGGGACUGCGUGGCGCACAGCCCUUCACCUGUCACUCCGUGCGCCAGCGCCAAACCCAAGCCGUACACACGGAGACCCAAACCCCCUUUCUCCUACAUCGCUCUCAUCGCCAUGGCCAUCCGGGACUCCCCCUCUGGACGCCUGACUCUGGCGGAGAUAAACGACUAUCUGAUGCAGAAGUUCGCGUUCUUCAGAGGCAGCUACACCGGCUGGAGGAACUCGGUCCGGCACAACUUGUCUCUGAAUGACUGUUUUCUCAAAGUGCUCCGGGAUCCGUCCAGACCUUGGGGAAAGGACAACUACUGGAUGCUCAAUCCUCAGAGCGAGUACACCUUCGCUGAUGGAGUGUUCCGGCGCAGGAGAAAGCGGAUUGACAGAAAGUUCCGCAGGGAGCCGGAGCGCGCAGAGGAGCCGCAGGCUGCGCCCUCCACCAGGACUGAUCCAUGUGUCAAGUUUACCAGCUCAUUCGCUAUAGACAGCAUCCUCAGCACGCCGUUCAAGAGGGGCUCACACGAGGAGCACCCGGCAGCCCUCCCCGCCUGCACCUGGCUGCGCUACACUGAACUCAUGAUGCCCCAUUCAAACGCACCUGCGUCAUUCCCAUACAUAACGCCACCGUGCGUUAUGGACUCCCGUGCUGCUGCAUACGACGCUGGGCUGCUCUCGCACACAGUCAGGCGGUAUCACACAUUAGUUGCCCGGGGAAGAUAUAGAGAGCCCAAACACAGAGCGAGCGCAGCCAUGACGACCGAGAGCGCCAAGCAACAUUUGGAUCCAUCUAAUCCUCUGCGCUCCAGCCCCGCGGCCGGCGCUGUGAACGCAGCUCUGCUGAGCGCACAGCCGGUGAUGGAGAGCGCGCAGAACGCAUCAGCCAAAUGGAAGAAGGGGAACUCCGGCUUGAGGCGCCCCGAGAAGCCUCCCUACUCUUACAUCGCCCUCAUUGUGAUGGCAAUUCAAAGCUCACCGAGCAAGAGGCUCACCCUCAGUGAGAUCUAUCAGUUCCUCCAGGCCCGCUUCCCUUUCUUCAGAGGUUCCUACCAGGGAUGGAAGAACUCCGUCAGACACAACCUGUCUCUGAACGAGUGCUUUAUAAAGCUGCCCAAAGGUCUCGGCAGACCCGGCAAGGGCCACUACUGGACCAUCGACCCGAGCAGUGAGUUCAUGUUCGAGGAGGGCUCUUUUCGUCGCAGACCCCGCGGGUUCCGUAGGAAAUGCCAAGCUUUGAAACCGAUGUACAGGAUGAUGAACGGUAUUGGGUUUGGCGCGUCCAUGCUGCCGCAAAACUUUGACUUCCAGUCACCUCCGGGCUCACUGGCGUGUCACAACAGCUACAACAUAGACUUGAUGGGUAACACAGUGCCGGGGGGCUACGACGGACUCGGAGGGGGCCACCACGUCCCACACAUGUCUUCAGGCACCGGGUCGUCCUACAUGUCCGCCUGUCAGGUGGCCUCUAACGCGGACUACUGCCCGGACAGCAGCAGCAGCCCCCUGCAGUCCUCCCCAGCCAUGGUGGGCACUUUGGACUGUCAGUCUGCGUAUGCAAAUGCAGCCUCGCACUGGAGUUCACCUGGCGUGUCUUCGUACAUCAAACAGCAGUCUCUGGCAUCGAGCAGUCCCACUUCCUCUGCUCUGCACACGGGGAUGUCGUCUUACUCUCUGGAUCAGAGCUACAUGCACCAUAACGCGCGAGACUCAUCCGAGAUUUCAGUGGGUCUGUCGCGAUACUCCGGUCACUCAGCUCCGGUGUGCGACCGGAAGGACUUCGUGUUGAACCUGAACGGGAUCUCCUCUCUUCACCCCAGCAGCGGCGGGUCUUACUACCAUCAGCUUCAUCACCAUCACCAGAGCGUGUACCAGGACGUGAAGCCGUGCGUCAUGUGA
This is a messenger RNA of Acanthopagrus latus (yellowfin seabream), 2086 nucleotides long. RefSeq names its product forkhead box F2a (gene foxf2a). Gene Ontology annotation, molecular function: DNA-binding transcription factor activity, RNA polymerase II-specific; RNA polymerase II cis-regulatory region sequence-specific DNA binding. Lineage: Eukaryota; Metazoa; Chordata; Actinopteri; Spariformes; Sparidae. The transcript is spliced from 3 exons. The coding region runs from base 86 to 2086 and encodes 666 amino acids. The record is from RefSeq and is a predicted model, not a curated record. Gene Ontology annotation, biological process: animal organ morphogenesis; regulation of transcription by RNA polymerase II. Gene Ontology annotation, cellular component: nucleus.